Molecule: messenger RNA, 3721 nt
Organism: Scleropages formosus (Asian bonytongue)
Lineage: Eukaryota; Metazoa; Chordata; Actinopteri; Osteoglossiformes; Osteoglossidae
Gene: foxp4
Product: forkhead box P4
Exons: 18
Coding region: 616-2733 (705 amino acids)
Biological process (GO): regulation of transcription by RNA polymerase II
Cellular component (GO): nucleus
Molecular function (GO): DNA-binding transcription repressor activity, RNA polymerase II-specific; RNA polymerase II cis-regulatory region sequence-specific DNA binding
Source: RefSeq, a predicted model, not a curated record
UCCCCAACACAUCUCCAACACAGACACAAGCCGAGUAAUUCAACACUGAUUUCUCUCCCAACGAGCGAGGGGGACGACACGACAUGCCAAAAAGUGGAGCGAGAGCUAUCGCCCGGACUUCUGGAAAGCGUACACACUGAAUAAAAGAAGAAAGAGAGAAAAGACGAAGAAAGGGAAAAGUGGGAGCAGGGGGAACGGCGAAGAGAGACAACUGAAAGCUGUGUGCGCUUCGCUUUCGAACUUCCCGGAGCGCUGAGCGGCGUGCGGCGCGCGGCGGACAUGCAGCCCCGCAGCUAGUGCACCAUUGUUGAGAGUCAGCGCAGCGCUCAGAGUCAGACCCACUCCCACGGAGGACAGCGACGGAGCAGCGAGAGGCGGCACGGCAAGAACUCACCGAGAAAAGUGCCAAAUGAGUGCGCCACAUCGCUCUUAGAGCAACAUUUGUGUUUCUUCGUGUUCCUCCUCUUCCUCCUCCUCCUCCUCUAGGCUCUUCUUCACGUUGCUUUUUGGGAAUCGUUGGGACAAUUCCGCAGAAGCUGGAAGUGAGCAAUCCACAUGGUCCAGCCGCUGCCGUGAAAGUUGACUUCUUCGCAGUCUCCUAACAGGUGUCACGUGAUGAUGGUAGAAUCAGCAACUGAGACCAUUCGAACUACCCCCUCCACCCAGAAUGGAGUGAGCAGUCUGAGCAGCCAGUCGGACAGCGGUGGGAGAGAGGGCAGUUCCAAUGGUGACACCAAUGGGGAGAUCAGCCCCGUGGACUUACUGCACCUCCAGCAGCAGCAGGCACUGCAGGCAGCACGCCAGUUCCUGCUCCAACAGGCCACAGGGCUCAGCUCGCCCAGCAGCAACGAGGUCAAGCAGACCCCUGUCCAGGUACCUGUGUCUGUGGCCAUGAUGACCCCCCAGAUGAUCACACCCCAGCAGAUGCAGCAGAUCCUGUCCCCACCUCAGCUGCAAGCCCUGCUCCAGCAGCAGCAGGCGCUCAUGCUCCAACAGCUACAGGAGUACUACAAGAAGCAGCAGGAGCAGUUGCACCUCCAGCUUCUCACCCAGCAACAGCAAGCAGGAAAGCAGGCCAAAGAGCAGCAGCUGGGGAACAAACAGCUGGCCUUCCAGCAGCAGUUGAUCCAGAUGCAGCAGCUGCAACAGCAGCACCUCCUCAACCUCCAACGCCAGGGCCUGGUGGGCCUGCAGCCAGGACAGGGGGCCGUGCCCAUGCAGAGCCUCCAGCAAGCCAUGUGCCCCGCCGACCUGCAGCAGCUGUGGAAGGAUGUGGCUGGCGUGCCGAGUGCCGAGGAAACCUUGAAGCACGAAGGCCUGGACCUGAGCACCACCAGCUCCAACUCUACCUCAUACUCGGCCUCUAAGGUCUCACCUCAGAUACCCCACCACUCUCUGCCAAAUGGACAGAACUCUGUUCACACUCCAAAGAGAGACAGAGCAAGACUCUUUGAGUGGAUCUCGUCGUUCUCCAAGGCCGAGCCCGCCGAGGAGCACCUCACGCCUCACUCAAAAGGCGGGUACCUGCAGAGCACCCAUUCUCUCUAUCCCAUAUUCUGCAGCUCGUCCCAUGAGGAGCACACGGGCUCACACCCUCUGUACGGACACGGCGAGUGCAAAUGGCCUGGGUGCGAGGCCCUCUGCGAGGACAUGGGCCAGUUCAUCAAGCACCUGAACAGCGAGCACGCCCUCGAUGACCGCAGCACAGCACAGUGCAGGGUGCAGAUGCAAGUAGUGCAGCAGCUGGAGAUUCAGCUGGCCAAGGAGAGCGAGCGGCUGCAGGCCAUGAUGACCCACCUGCAUAUGCGCCCCUCGGAGCCAAAGCCUUUCAACCAACCUCUGAAUCUGGCCUCCAGCGCCUCCCUUAUGAAGCGAGACACCGAAGCUUACCCGGAAGGGUUACCUCAUCCCCCCACCUCAGCGGCGACCCCCAUCACACCGCUGCGCCAGGGCCCCUCUGUCAUCAGCUCCUCCAGCCUGCACAGUGUGGGGCCUAUCCGACGCCGCAAUUCAGACAAGUACUGCACCCCCAUUGCUUCAGAACUUGCGCAGAACUGCGAGUUCUACAAAAAUGCGGAUGUUAGACCUCCUUUCACCUACGCCUCACUCAUACGACACGCCAUCUUGGAAGCCCCUGACAGACAGUUGACCCUCAACGAGAUCUACAACUGGUUUACGCGAAUGUUUGCCUACUUCAGGAGAAACACGGCAACAUGGAAGAAUGCUGUACGCCAUAACCUGAGUCUGCACAAAUGCUUUGUGCGAGUGGAAAACGUGAAGGGAGCCGUCUGGACCGUGGACGAAGUCGAAUACCAAAAGAGGAGACCACCAAAGAUGACUGGAAGCCCCACUCUGGUGAAGAAUAUGAUUUCAGGACUGGGAUUCGGAUCCCUCAACGCCAGCUACCAGGCGGCGCUGGCGGAGAGCAGCCUCAACCUGCUCAACAGUCCCACCAUGGUGAACACUUCCUCCGGCGGGAGCCUCAACAUGCUCCACGUGGGUCACGAUGAUGUCAGCAGCACCGUGGAGCAGGUUAACAGCAAUGGCAGCUGCAGCCCUGGACUCUCCCCCCAGCAGUAUGGCAGCCAUCAAGUCCAUGUGAAGGAGGAACCUGCAGAGAUGGAGGAGGAUAGCAGACCUGUGUCUCUCAUGGCAACGGUCUCCCAGAACCUAGCUUUACCUGGUGAUGAGCGGGAGAUGGAGGAGGAGCUUCCUGCAGAGGAGCUGGAAUAAAGGGGUGGGGUCUAAACUAAAGGGGUGGAGCCAAGCAUAGAGGGGUGUGGCAUGACCAUUCCCACCAAUGUAAAGUAAAUCCACCACGAAAAGAGAUCACACAAGGAAAAGUAGAAACAAUACAAAAUGCAAGAAAAUGACCAACAAAAAAAAGCUAACAAAACAGGGUUAGACCUCGUAUGUUCUCAUUUGCUCUGCAAGUCCUUGGAAAAAAGCUCAUGGAGACAUUGCUGCAGUUUCUCUUUCUACAUAGUCCAUUUUUGUUUCUACAAUUGCAUAUAUUUGGUCCCCUACCCUUCCAUUACUUUCCCGGUAUUCUGACACUUUGCCCGAGACAUUGACCGCAUGUGGAUGUGACUUUCCUCUCAAAGACACCCAGUUGCUCUGAGGGUGUGAGCUGCCCACCUCCCCCCAAAACCCCCCCGCCCCCGACUACACAUCCAACACAGACAGCGGAUACACGCAACCAAGUGUUCGACAUUGGAGCCAGAGGGACAUUUUGUCAGGUGGAGUUCGGCGUGCAGACAGCAGGUGUGGCGUAGUUGUCAAUGCAAGCAAACACACCAAAACAUGUAUAUAUUUUGGAAAACGUAUCUGAGGUAGCUACCUCUUUUCAUGAUUCCUAAAAAUUAUUUUUACCCCCAAAAUGCCGCUGUGUUUCGACGUGGAGGGGCAGCGGUGCUUUCUCAAGAUUACCUCAGAAAUGUGCUCACAAAAUGAAAUCACUGAUCAAUAUCUGAAACUGAGUUACUCUGUCAAGUGUUCCAGAUAUUUUUAUUACCACCCUUUUUUCAUUUCGAGGAGAUAUCUGGACAGCUGGAUUAGGCGCAGAUUUCAUUUGUUAACAGAGAAACCGCUAAUGAAAAAGCAGCAAGAGAACGGUUUCGGGCAGCACGCAGGAGGACUUUCCGAUAGACAUCCAUGUCGUCUGUAAAAAUCUUGUUUGUCCACUAUUUUUUAUCUUUUCAUUGCAGGACUUGAAGUGGGG